GUCAAAACCCUGAAUAGUAUUUGGGACUGGUUACUUUUUUUUUUUUUUUUUUAAAUAAUAUUACAUUUAUUAAUAUGAUCGUUUAAAGUUAGUGUUGCUCGUUAUCAAGACUCGUUUGAUAAAAGCUCGUUUACAUUGAUAUUGCUUGGCUCGGCUUGGCUCGAUCUUGAAUUUAAACAAGCUACUCGUGAGCUAAGCUCGAACAAUGAAAACUUAAACGAGCAAAGCUCAAACAGGGAAAUAAAGGUUCGGUUAAGCUCGACUUGAGCUCGAGCUCGAAAAUUUCUUAUUAAGCGUAGUUCGAACCACCAAAUACUCGCCUUGCCUCGCCUCGCCUCGGCGCCCUCCAAACGACAAACUACAUUUAAAAAUAAAAAUUGAAAAAGUUGAAACUCCGCCAUUGAUGUACUUGAGCAGCUUCCUCCCCCUUCGAAUCACUAAUAUUUCUAAAAUAUUUUUGUUUGCUUGUUACCCUAAAGUAUUUGAUAUUUUAUUUGUUUUCAUCCUCAAUUUUCUUUAUAUACCAGUCUUAAAUCAUUUAGCUUUGUGACUUUUUUCAUAAUUUGCUAAAUUAGUUAUAUAAAUUGAUUCCCCUCAAAAAAAAAAGUUAUAUAAAUUUAUUAAUCUUUGGGGUUUGGGCCAUCGAAUUUUCAUGCCCACCAACUGUUUGAUGAAAUUCCAAAGUGGGUUGUGAUUUUUGGUUAGUAAUUAAACAUGAAAUUGAGUUUGCAGGGUUGUUAUUGGGUUUGUAGGGGCUAGAGAUGGGGAGCAAGCCAGAAAAGAAGAUUAAAAAACAAAGUCGGGAGCUCGUUGAAUAGGGUAUAUUGUUCAAUUUACUUGUGUUUUUACAACUGAAGCUCUUUCUUCAAGAACUGCAUAAUUGGAGGUUGCAAUUUGAUCUUGUUAAUUUUGCAUAUAACCCUUUGUUUUUAUAUAGUUUUGAUAAUCUUUAAGUAUUAAAUAGGUCUAUUCUGUUAGCAUGGUUUAUGAACGGACUAGAAAUUUGGUUAUAUCUGUGUGCAAAGCAGAUUGUGGCAGCUUAUAUGCAUUGCUUGUGCUGAUUUGAAUGUGUCUUCAUGUUUUCUUAAUUUAAAUUCAGGGAGGAGUGACUACUUGCCAUAGGGAUAGUUCUUAAACUGCUUGUUCCCAUGGGAAAAGCAGGAGAGAGGAAGAGUGUUCUAUUUUUCUCAUUGAAGGGGAGUAAGAUGGUGGAAAUGUGUUGAAUAUUGAGUAGUAUGGGGGAUGAAUCACAGGAAACUAGGAGUAUACUGAUUUCAUAAUUUUAGAUUAGAAGGGAUAGUGCUAUAAAAGGUACGACAUGGUAUAGAUCUUCAAUUUCUUUUGUCCAGCCAUUACCAUAAACCCUGUAAUUAGUAUAAUACUUAUUGCACUUGAUGAGAAGUUGUGAUGAAUCUGAUCCUUGACUGUUAAAUUUAAGCAUUAAGAGCAGAGCCACAAGGCCAUAAUCCUACAUUCUUCUCACUAGCUAACAACUACCAUCAUUUGAUCGCCCCCCGCCCCCUCAGUGCAGUGCUCACUCAGACACUCAUACAUUAACAAUGGGUUGUUAUAAUCAUAAAUAUAACAGAUUUACAACAUUGGGAAAUAUCAGAAAAAGGCAUGUUUAUACUAGGCAUAGUAGCUGUGAAUCAGAUACAUGUUUUUCAUACUAGCCUCUCCUUGGAUGAUGCCUUGGGUUUAAUGUACAAAUUGUCAUUUUCAAGAUAUCCAACUCGUUAAUCAGAACAUUGAUUAUCUUUGAUGCUUGUUAAAGUUCAAGCUGUUAUUGUAUUUACUGCUUUUUAGUGAUCUGCAAGGCAUUUUUGCGUUUGAUUUUCUCAAAUGAAUAAGACAAUCUCGUCCAUUUUUUUGCAGACUGUAAUCUGAUUAACUUAAUUCAACACUUUGCCAAAUCUUUAUUUUUAACAUGGAAUUGUAGCUUGCUAUAUUGUGUUGAGGUGAGUUCCAUUUUCCUGGUUAUUUUCAUGAUCUUACAUCACACAUGCUUUUUAUGUUUACUCCGUAACUGCUCCUUUUCCCCUAUUAUAUAUUUUACUAAAAAGUGAGGAGCAGGGGGAUAAUAUUAUAACUUUGUAUAUUUUGAUAUUACAAGUCAAAAAAAGGAUGCCAUGGCAAAUUGCCCAGAAAUAGCAGUGGAAAUUGACAUGAUGGUAUUAGUUACACUUACUGGCCCCACCUAUCUGACAUUCUGACCAUGUUAAGGACUUGAAAUAUGAGCACAGCGGAAAGUAAAUCACUAGCUAGUCAUUCCUUCUUUGCUUGCUUCUUCCUUUGAAAAUACUCUACGAUGGCCACUGGCAUGGUACUCACUGUUGCUCAGACACUACUUUCUGCACUGCAAACUAAGGAGUUGAGAGAACUUUGCUCCUUGUUUGACCAUGAAUCCCAGCUUGCAGACCUCGAGCGCACUGUUGAAACCAUCACACUGCGUACUCUCCUCUGUCCAUGUUUAUUUCUUGAUCAAGUAUCUUGGCAACCAAAUGUUGCCAUCAUACUGGAAAAUUGCAGGCGUUUACGAGUGUUGGACUUGAAUGGGCUUCACAUAAGUGCUUUACGCAAUACAUUAAACAAUCUGUCACAUUUAAGGUAUCUUGAUCUCUCUUUCAAUUUUGACUUGAAGAGGCUUCCUAAAUCUAUUUCCAAGCUCUAUAAUUUGCAAGUAUUAAAGUUAGAAGGUUGUGCUAGACUAGAGGAAUUGCCGGAGGACUUGAGAGAAUUAGUUAAUCUUAGGCACCUGGAUAUAACUAACUGUUAUUUAUUGACUCAUAUGCCUGCAGGAAUGGGUAGUUUAAUUAGUCUUAGGACACUGUCAAUGUUUAUUUUGGGUGGAGGAAGUUCUGAUCAAGUGCAGAUAGAUCAGCUUAGAGAACUGAUGCCUCUAAAUAACCUUAGAGGUAAACUUAAAAUUAUAUUUAGAGAGGGUUAUUCGUACAAUGCAACAAAUGCUGAUGAGGGAUCAUCUUUGUUAAGCAAGAAACACAUCAAAGCCUUAGUAAUAGAGGAGGAUGAAGCUAAUUACAGAAUACCAAUUAUACUUGAUGAAAGAUUACUGGAAUUCCUCCAACCCCACCAUGAUCUUAGACUGAUUAAGAUUUUUGGAUAUAUAAGCAUCCGAUUGCCAGAUUGGGCUGCAGCAAUUGCGGCCAAUUUACCACUACUUGUUAGAAUCUGUCUGAAGCAUUUUGAAGGGUUGCAACAUCUGCCGCAGCUGAGCCAACUCCGACAUCUCAAAUUUCUUCAACUCGAGGGCAUGCCCAAUGUGGAUUACAUGGAGUAUGAUAAGGGUACUAUUCCUUUUUUUCCUUCACUUGAGGAGCUUAGUCUGGGGAAGUUUCCAAAGUUAAAGGGAUGGUGGAGACUAGAAGUAGGGGAGGAAAGGGAAGCUGUCAUCCCUGUAUUCUCUCGACUACAUUAUUUGACGAUCUUUAAUUGCCCAAAUUUGACAUAUUUUCCUGGAAUUCCACACGUGAAAGAAGUGAGUCUGACGAAAUUUAAUGAAGCACUGACAUUUUGCAAAGCAAGUCCAACCCCUACUGAUCAUGCAUCUUCCUCUUCUGAUAUUGGUUACGACAAUAAAGUUGGUGAUGAAGUUAUUUCUUUGAAUACUUUAGAUAUAGACAAUGUGGGGUCAGUGAAUUAUGUUUUUGGGGAGUCUUCAGAAAGUAUUAGAUCUCUCAAAUUAAUCUUAUCUGAGGUGGAGAGUCUGUCCAGCUUUGCAGAGAGUUACGUAAGGCUUGCAUUGUCUAUUGAAAAGCUAGAAUUUAAGUAUUGCUUGAACCUAAAGAGUCUGCUGGGAGGAGGAUUAGAGCAUAUGGUCAACUUGCAGAGUCUCGUUAUUAAAGAGUGUUGUAACCUGGAAUUGGAAGAAGAUGAAGAUGGGAUGCCAUGGAAAGCCUUUCAUAAACUCAUUCACUUUGAUUUAUGAGUUCUUCCAAGGGUUGUAAAACUGUCAAAGGGGAUUCAAUACUUGUCUUGUCUUGAAUUUCUAAACAUUCACAAUCUCGAAAACUUAGAACAACUUCCAGAAUGGCUCCAUCAACUCACGUCUUUAAGAACACUAUGUAUGAGUCUUUGCCCUAAAGUGAGGUCGUUGCCAGAAUCAAUAAGCCGCAUCCCUUCCCUCACAUCUCUUUCCAUAUCAAAUUGUGAUGGGUUGAGGUAAAGAUGCCAUCAACCAGACGGAGAAGACUGGCCCAAAAUAUGCCAUGUCCCAAAUUUAAAGGUUGAUUCUGUCUGACUCCACUGCUUCCAGAGUUCCAGCUCAUAGCAUCAGGACUUUGAUAUCAAAAAACUGAAGAAUGUCUUUCAUCUAGACCCUGCUUGAUCUGAAGACAGGCUGCUGUUGUUUCCUCCUGCAUGCAGUAUUCAGUUGUUCAUGUCUGUGUACGUAGCUUCCUUAAACGACAAAUAUGUACCAUAUUUUGGUUACAGCAACGACAGUACAAGCACAAAUGCCUUCAUUGUAGACUUGUAAAGUGGACAGUUGAAAAUGAGCAGGAGAUGAUUUUCAAUAGGAGGAUCAGUAGAUGCUUACAAGUUCAAAAAUGUUCGGUUUUUGGACUUAAAUCACUCCAUGAGAGACGAGAUAGAGGGAUUCGAUCUUGUAUAAAAAAUGUUCUUGUAUUUAUAUGUCUAUUGAACUAGUCUUUCUCAUAAACUUUUGUGUAAGACUGUCUAACGGUUAGACCAUUUUUUUGGUACUAACUAAACUAGUGUAAAACAUAACUAAAAGUAAUAAAAUUAUAAUUAAUU
This is a messenger RNA of Spinacia oleracea (spinach), 4773 nucleotides long. RefSeq names its product putative disease resistance protein RGA3. Bases 2309 to 3946 code for a protein of 545 amino acids. The record is from RefSeq and is a predicted model, not a curated record. Lineage: Eukaryota; Viridiplantae; Streptophyta; Magnoliopsida; Caryophyllales; Amaranthaceae. The transcript is spliced from 2 exons.